This is a messenger RNA of Centropristis striata (black sea bass), 1762 nucleotides long. It is a transcript of the gene ctsz, whose product is annotated as cathepsin Z. Bases 154 to 1062 code for a protein of 302 amino acids. The transcript has 6 exons. Lineage: Eukaryota; Metazoa; Chordata; Actinopteri; Perciformes; Serranidae. Gene Ontology annotation, cellular component: lysosome. Gene Ontology annotation, molecular function: cysteine-type endopeptidase activity. The record is from RefSeq and is a predicted model, not a curated record.
UGUAGUCUGUCCCGGCUUAUCAGCACCGUGUUUACAGGCAGAGCCACCAGUGUCCAGGCUGUCUCUGCACCGACACCAGCUGUAACUCUCUCUGCUCUCCCGGUACCGUUAGCUACAGUUAGCUACAGUUAGUUUAGUUUACCGGGGUUAGCUAUGGCUCCGACCGCUUUAGUCGUCCUGUUGUCGGUCGUGCUGUCCUCUGUGAGCGCCGGAGUGUUUUUCAAUCAGAAGCAGCCUUGUUAUGUCCGCUCACCGAGGAAAAGCAACUUUGGACUGAAUACUGCUGCUCGGCCUCAUGAGUAUUUAAAAGUUUCCGACCUGCCCAAAUCUUGGGACUGGAGGAACAUCGAUGGCAUCAACUAUGUGAGCACGACCCGCAACCAGCACAUUCCCCAGUACUGUGGCUCCUGCUGGGCCCAUGGCAGCACCAGCGCCAUGGCAGACCGUAUAAACAUUAAGAGGAAGGGAGCGUGGCCGUCUGCCUAUCUCUCCGUCCAGCAUGUGAUCGACUGUGGUGACGCCGGCAGUUGCCAUGGAGGAGAUCACAGCGGCGUUUGGGAGUACGCCAACACACACGGGAUCCCAGAUGAAACCUGCAACAACUACCAGGCUAAAGACCAGCAGUGCAAACCCUUCAAUGAGUGUGGCACCUGCACCACCUUCGGAGUGUGUAACAUUGUGAAGAACUACACCCUGUGGAAAGUUGGAGAUUUUGGAUCUGUCAGCGGCAGGGAGAAGAUGAUGGCAGAGAUCUACGCUAGAGGACCAAUCAGCUGUGGGAUUAUGGCCACAGAGAAACUGGAUGCCUACACCGGAGGUCUCUACUCUGAAUAUUAUGAGGAUCCUGGCAUCAACCACAUCGUGUCAGUGGCAGGAUGGGGAGUGGAAGACGGCGUUGAAUACUGGAUUGUACGCAACUCUUGGGGAGAGCCAUGGGGUGAGAAGGGCUGGCUCAGGAUCGUGACCAGUGCCUACAAGGGAGGAAGUGGAAGCACAUACAACCUGGCUGUGGAGGAGGACUGCAUGUACGGAGACCCAAUUGUCCCCAAGGCCUACCUGUAGAGCAGACCAGCACACACCGUGUCAGAGGUCGUCACUGCACAGUCGCAUGUCUUCCUUUCUCGGGUAGAGGGAAACUUUUUAUUUGUACAAUGCUGAAAAGGGAAUAAGUUUGUUUAGAUUUUUUUUUUUUUCAAGCAAUCUCUUUUUUUUUUUUUUUACAUUUGUAAUCGCGCUCAAGCUGUAGUGUGGAGGUCUUCCAGCUGGGCUUCAGACUGUGAAUCAAUGCAUAUUUUCAGUUUUUUAACAGUGAAAACUCUGUUUAACAGUCUGAAAUGUCUAAAUUGAGUGGGGGAAUGAAAAAAAAAUCAGUCAUUUCUGUUUUAAUCAAACACUGCAUGUUUGAUGCCAUUUUAGACAUCCAAAAGAUGCAAGAAUUUCUUCAGUUUACAACAUCACGAGGACAUCUGCAGCUCUUCAUAGUUUAGACUUUUCCAUUCAAACUUACUCAGCCAAAGAACACAUUGCUUUUUAAAUAGUCUUGAACUGCUCCGACAACGAAUGUCUUCAGUGUGUGGCAUUCAUGAGUGAACAAAAUUGCACUACACCCUGAUUUAAAACAAACUUAAGUGUGCCUUACACACACUGGCAGUCAUAGAUUUAUGUAAUUUCUGUUAGUUUUUACAAUCUACACAUCAUAAAUUCUGCAAAAUUUGUUGUUUUGUGCCAAUAAAGAACACUUUAAAAGUGAUGUUCCACAAAA